AUGGGCCUUCACAUCCCAGAACGCAUAUCAGAGUACAUACAAAGGAGAAGCCAUGCAGCUGUGAUAUUUGAAACACAAUUAUAUCAUGAGCCAUAUAAGAGUAGAGACGUUGGAGUAACCCUACUCCUGGUGACGAUGAGUUUCCUCGCCGACUGGAUGCCUUUGGCCCCACUCAUGGACGAGGAAAUAUAUGACUCAGGAGUCAGUAUCAAAGAAGAGCUCAACGAUAUUUCCGAGGAUUCUCUUCUUGAAAUUAAGGAAGAACAAUUUGAUUAUGGAGAUGAAGAGAGAAAUGAAGUGAGCGACAAGAAAGUGGAACAUGAAUGUCUUUUUUUUCAUAAUCUUGAUGAACUAAGACAUGAGGCAUAUACAAAAGAUACGUGUGGCUCUUUUCAGGAUGGUAACUGCAUGUUAUUAAGAGCGUCAUUUGUGUCUGAGAAUUUUCUGAACAGGGGUUCUUCAGAUAGAGAUCAAGCAAUACAGGAAAGACUUCAGCAGGAUAUGCAACCAAAAGUGGAAGCCAAACUGAAACGUUUUGAAUGUGAGGUAUGUGGUAAGAAAUUCUCUCGUAAGAGGUAUAUCAACAUUCAUAUGAGAGUUCACACAAAGGAGAAACCAUACAGCUGUGAAAUAUGUAACAAGACUUUCUCUCAGACAGGCAAUCUAGUAAAGCACAUGAGAGUACAUAGAAAGGAAAAGCCAUUCAACCGGAAUUAUGCAGAAAGGGCCCUUCACUAA
Penaeus monodon (black tiger shrimp) is the source of this 738-nucleotide messenger RNA. Its product is annotated as zinc finger protein 271-like. The record is from RefSeq and is a predicted model, not a curated record. The transcript has 2 exons. The coding region runs from base 1 to 738 and encodes 245 amino acids. NCBI's taxonomy places the organism in Eukaryota, Metazoa, Arthropoda, Malacostraca, Decapoda, Penaeidae. Gene Ontology annotation, cellular component: nucleus.